This is a messenger RNA of Closterium sp. NIES-67, 2494 nucleotides long. The record is from the annotation of a GenBank genome assembly. Lineage: Eukaryota; Viridiplantae; Streptophyta; Zygnematophyceae; Desmidiales; Closteriaceae.
UUCAGAGUGGACGACAUCGUUAUUUUUACGACAGUGUCGUCGUUUCACCGCGUCUCAUCCCGCCCAGACGCACAGAAACCCGAUCAAACGUAUUAAACCUUCUGGCACCGCAUUGCGACGUCGUUAUUUUCUUCCGUCAAAGCUCUCUGAACAGCUCUAACUUUCCCUACCAUCCGCCACUGAAUCCAGAGCAGCUGCUUAGUCUGCCGGCGUUACGCACGGGCGUGUUUCCCUAAUAUUCUUCUAUUUCUAUCUGACUGGCCGUCGGCGGGCCUACACCUCCUCACACGGGAACACGCGACGAGUUUUGAGGCGCGCUAAAGCGCACGGUUAAACCUAAAGCGCAUGCGGUUUUUGUACGAAGAGCUCCAGAGAAUUUUAAGGUUCGAAGAAAGUCACCCCAGCCGUCGACGGGGCUACUCCUCACACGGAAACAGACGACGCAGUCACGAGCAGAAUAGUUCCAGCAAGCAGCAGGCGCCAUGGGAGCAGAGUACCUGGACUCAGGGGAAGGAGGCGAGCCAGCGGUGGAUUCGCCUGUGGAUGACCACACAGGGAAGCCAGCAGCUGAAGGCUGUGUUGCCGCCCGCUCCCCAAUGACCCCUGAGCAAUUCCGAGAGUGGAAGGCGAGAAAGAAACUGCGAGGAAGGAGGAGGCUGCAAGGAAGAGAGCAGAGGACAUUGCGGCCGGGCGAGUACCCAUGAAUGGACGGGAGCUGUUUAUCCAUGAGCCAUGGGUGUUCGACGAUUCUAGAUGUACAUAGCAGCUUUUGUCUUGAUGUAUCACGUGCACUAUUGAGCUGUAGCCCUUAGGAGCAUUUCUAUGAUAUCCAAUCUGACAUUACUAAGUAAUGUCGGUAUUUAGUAGGUUGAUCUGCCGUAACGAGUUUCAAUGCUGUAUGUUGUUCGCGACUGAUUUCGCCCUUCGCAGAAGCCCUGCGAAUAUACUACAGCGCACCAUGUCUGCAGCUCCCUUCAAGCUUCUCUCUCCCUCUCCUACCUCCACCUCGGCCUACCCUGCCUCUCUAUUUGUCUCCUGAACUAACCCUCCUAAACACCUCCUGUACUUAGAUCCUGCGGCCGGUUAGGACGCUGCGACGGCUCGUGUGCGUUGUUGCUGUUUGCGUAUCGGCUAUCAAUUCAGGGUAUUGCAUUGAGCACUAAUAGCGUAACUGAGGUCUUCAAUUAGCUUCAGAUCGUUCCGAGGCCUAUCUAGCUGCGAGCCUUACGAAGCGUCUCAGGGUGCCGUUCGCGGGCUGGGAGUCGAACCAGGAGGGAGGUUGAAGUUAUCUACUAGAAGUCUCAAAGAAAGGUUUCUAUCGAGCUUCGAUCAGGUUUUUGAUCGACCUAAUUCGCCGAUAUCACAGUCGGGCUUUAGUGGUGGAGGAUCAGGCUUCAACGGUCAAGGAUCUGACGCUGCUUUGUCGGAUUAGACAUCAGCCGUCAAGAAUCAGACGUUAACCGUCAAGAUCAGACGUUUACCGUCAAGGAUUUGAUCUGACAGUGGGAGAAUGGAGAUCCCGAGGGAGGACUUCGAGCGAAUCAUGUUCUUCGAGCAGACGAGGGAGCAGGCCAUGGCGGAGUUCAAGAAAAACCCACAUGACGCCGAUAAUCUGACCAAGCUGGGGCGAACGCUGGUGGAGCUGGCGCAGUUUAUUCAAGGCCAGGAGUCAAAUGAGAUGCUGGAUGAUGCUGUAUCAAAGUUUGACGAGGCCCUUAAGAUCGCCCCCUCUCGACCAGACACGCUCUGGUGGCUCGGCAAUGCGCACACCACCAGAGGCUUUCAGACCCCUGACGCCACUCUUGCCAACGUCAGCUUUGAAAAGGCCUCGGACUGCUUUAGGAAGGCAUUGGAUGCGGACCCAAGCAACGACGCGUAUCGCAAGUCACUCGAGAUAUCUCUCAAGGGCCCUGAGUUGCAUCAGGAGGUGCAGAAGCAGAUGGCACUGCAGCAGGCGCUGGGGGCGGCUGUGCAUCCAUCCUCCAUGGACGCUCCCAAGGUCCAGAAGAAAAAGAAGAGCAGUGACUUGUGGUAUGACGUGGCAGGAUGGGUCAUUCUGAGUGUGGGUGUUGUGGCGUGGCUCAGCAUUCUCAGUGCCCGAGCGCCGCCACCUGCUGCUGCUGCCAAGUGAUAGCAGCAGUGAUAACAGUGAUUGUGGUACCCGAUGACGUGGCAACAUGGGUGUAUUCCCAGUGUGAGCUCCACCCGCUGCUGCCAAGUGAUAUGAAAGUUCAAUUGUAGGUAAGCUGCAGCAGCAGGUGGGGAGUAGACCCUGAAAAUGGCUUUGCCUCUUGCUGCUGCCAAGUGAUACUGGCACAAAUGUCAGUUGUAGGCAUGCAGCAGCAGCAGCAGCAGCAGCAGUAGUAGCGGGUGGGGAUCAGACAGGGAAUGGCUAUGGCCAAUGUUGCCAUGAGAAAUGACGAAAGAGCAAUUACUCUCCAAACAGGAAUGCAUAGAUAGGGUGCUUGUGUGCAAUGGUGAUAACUUUACGAAU